AUGGCGGCGGAGAUGAGGAGGAGGAUGAUGAGGAUGAUGGCGGCGGCUCCCCCUCCUCCGCCUCAGCGACGGCCGCUCCGCUCCUCUCCCUCCAACAAGCCAAAGCGAGGGCGACGACGGGCCGAGUCCAGGCGCGAGGGAGGCCUCACGUAUCACAAGACUCUCCACUUUGCUUCCCCCCCCUUCUUCAUUUCAGGUGUGAUUGGCGCUGGCAUCGGGGGCACCUCAGCAGCCUACUUUCUGCGCCAGAAGUUUGGCAGAGACGUCCAGAUCGAUGUGUUUGAAAAGGGAGAAGUUGGGGGCCGUUUGGCUACUCUCAACGUCGAAGGAAAAUAUUACGAAGCCGGAGGAACCAUCAUUCACCCUCUUAACCUGCACAUGAAACAUUUUGUCAAGGAGUUAGGCCUGUCCGUUUCUGCAAUACAAGAUGGACUCCGAGGCUUCUACAGUGGAGAGGAACUUGUCUUUGAGGAGAGCGGCUGGUACAUUUGGAAUUUUCUCAAACUCCUCUGGCACUACGGACUGAAUGGCCUGCGAAUGUACCUGUGGGAAGAAGAAAUCCUGGACAAAUUUAUGAGGAUCUAUCGUUACCAAUCUCACGACUACGCCUUCAGUACCAGCGAGGCCUUGCUCCAUGCCCUCGGGGGCUCUGACUUCCUCCAGAGGCUGAAUCAGACCAUGGAUGAGUCCAUGCAGAGAGCGGGCUUCUCUCAGAAGUUCAUUAACGAGAUUGUCACUCCGGUCAUGAGGUACAAUUAUGGACAAGGUGCCAGCAUCAACGGCUUUGUGGGUGUAGUGGCCUUGACAGGUACUGAUCCUGGACUUUGGUCAAUCGAAGGGGGCAACAAGCGGGCCUGUUCUGGUCUUCUCGAAGCUUCUAAAGCACAACUGACUCCUGGCACUGUUCUCUCAGUAGAAGGAAAAACCAGGCAAGAAGGACGCUCAGGUGGUGCAGUGAAAUUCUAUGAAGUUAUGUACAAUUCUGCAACGGGAUUAACAUCAGAUUCAUAUGAUAUCAUUGUGGUUGCUACUCCGUUACACCCUAAAAUUGCCAGCAUAGCAUUCCACAACAUCAAACCAUCUAUCCCUGGGUUCUCCAGACCAUAUGAACCAAUUGUGACAACGUUCAUCCACGGGCAGAUUAACGCCUCUCUCUUUGGCUACAAGGACCCUUCCCAAUUCACCUUAAGUGACGUUUUCACAAUGGAGAACCCAAAUGCAUUCUUCUAUAGUCUUAGUGUUGUCUCUCCAGUGCAAAACACAACAGAUCCGUUUCUCGGCUCUCAUGUUUGGAAAGCAUUCUCAGCUGAGUCUUUGACCAAGGAGCAGCUUAACUUGCUUUUCUCAUCCUAUGAUGCUGUGGAAGAGAAGAAGUGGCUUGCUUAUCCACACUACAGCCCUCCAGAGAAGUGCCCUCCUGUCAUUCUCCACGAUCACAUGUACUACCUCAACAGCAUAGAGUGUAUUGCAAGUGCCAUGGAAAUGAGUGCCAUCUCAGCCAAAAAUGUAGCACUCUUGGCUUACCAUCGCUGGUACAACAAGGUGGACAUGAUUGAUCAGGAAGAUUUGCACGAGAGACUUAAAACAGAGCUUUGAGGCAGCAGACACAUUGCCAAGAAAAACGCUACAAACACUGUAAUAGAAAUUGAGCCUACGCUGCAGCAGCAAAACCUCUAAGUGUUUAAAAAGAAUACGUAACAUAGAACUUCUUUCACACAGUGUGUCCAUUUCUUUAAUUUCUGCCAACGUCCCACUCUUUGCAAAUAAUGGAUUUCCUAUCAACGUUUAUUCUGCGUGCAGGAAGAAAUCUGAAACAUUACAGGCAAUCUAUUGCUUCCUCCCCCCCCCCAGCACACAACAGAAACCGUGCUUUCUCACAAAAGGCUGGUCUGUUGAGCCCACAACUGUUACCUUAGCAAUUCAGUGCAACAACUCCUGCAAAAUCAUCCUGUGUGUGCACAAAAUCCUAAUAGGAUCCUGCCCCAAAUCCUUUGGGCUGCCUACAAGUAUUUUUCUACAUCUGCAUUAAGAAAUGCUGAUUAUGUAGAGGACUCACCAGGAGCCAAGAGGUCCUCACUUUUAAGUUCAUUUUACUGACUACUUGAAUAGCCAGAGCCUAAUCACUUACAAAUAUAAACCAGCUUUACCAUGUAACACUGAAUGUAGGUGUACAACUCCCGUUCUCCCAUAGCAGUGGUGCAAACCUCUUCAUUAUUACCCUACGUCCAAGCAAGAAUACACGAUAGGACUCUGUAAAGGGAAGUUUGGAUCAUUAGAACUAUUCCUGUGUUUUCUGCAAUUCUUAAAGGAGCAGCAAGAGAUGAAGCCUGGAGAGUAGGAUUUAAUGCCUCGGUAGGGUGCCUCCCACUCAAAAUUCUCUUCGUAUAAAGAACACUUGUUUGUAAAACUAGGAACAGGCAAACCGAUUGGCAAAUAGCACCAUACAGGUUCUGUGUUACACUCACUAAUAAAAUCUAAUAUGCCAGAGCCACUAACUAAUAGCAGCUAAAACCAGAAACUUACAAUCAUAUUGUUACUGAGGUUUGUUUGGCAGUCAAAUAAAUUGUUGGCACAAUCCGUCUUUGCAA
This is a messenger RNA of Pogona vitticeps (central bearded dragon), 2588 nucleotides long. Lineage: Eukaryota; Metazoa; Chordata; Lepidosauria; Squamata; Agamidae. The record is from RefSeq and is a predicted model, not a curated record.